Messenger RNA from Bursaphelenchus okinawaensis, 547 nucleotides. The record is from the annotation of a GenBank genome assembly. Lineage: Eukaryota; Metazoa; Nematoda; Chromadorea; Rhabditida; Aphelenchoididae.
AUGAAGUGUUCCAUAUUGAUUCUAAUAACCUGUUUUUGUUGUGGUGCUUAUGGUACUCGAAGACCGGCAUUAGGCCGGCUUUGCGAUGAGUUUGAUGGUACUAUGAUUAGUCCGGUUAAGGUGAGCUUGUCAUAGUAGUGCUUGAUUUAUAUAGGAUAUUGUAGUACAUACUUUAUAAAUUUAUGCACAGACUAUACUAUAAGUUUUUGCACAUGUCAUAUAAUAUAAACUUGUGCACAUAAGCCAACACUAUACUUACAUACCAGUACUAUACUCCUUGCUUAAAAACUGUUAUAUAGUUCUAUAAAUAUGGAUUUUUUAGUCCCAAAUGCACAAGUUAAGCGACCUAUGUGUGGUCGAUAUUACCGGUCGCAAAACCGACUGUACACUAGCGUAUCCAGUAGAAAUGGGCUACAUUGCUACGGAUCUUGUUACAAAAGAUGAACAAAAAAUGGUUGAAAAACGGCUGGGAAAACCUGCCAAGGGAUUUAAACGCUGUUAUAUCAGAAUAUUCGACUCUACUGUAAUGCAAAUUUAUAUGUUCUAG